This is a messenger RNA of Punctularia strigosozonata HHB-11173 SS5, 1019 nucleotides long. RefSeq lists its product as uncharacterized. Bases 625 to 810 code for a protein of 61 amino acids. The transcript is spliced from 4 exons. The record is from RefSeq and is a predicted model, not a curated record. Lineage: Eukaryota; Fungi; Basidiomycota; Agaricomycetes; Corticiales; Punctulariaceae.
AGCAAGUCAGCUUUCGGAUCAUUGCUUGGGCAAACACUUGAACGCCUACCGCUCGCUUCCAUCAACAGGAUGCUUUCCUGGAAACACACUAUAUAACCCCUUGUCGGACGACUUGUAUUGCUCCCUGACGCACGUUGUUCUGCACUUGGAGCUCGUUGGCGGGGGCAAGUCUCGUCCCCCAGAAGACCGCCGAUGACGAUGUUCAAGGCUUUUCCAUGGGGGGUGACGAUAUGAAUUGCGCGAUGGUUGUACAACGCGAGUCCUACGAUAACGGCGGGAGGACUUGUCCAAGAGAAGCGCAAGAUGAGAUGGGCCUUCGUCGAUGAGUGCGCUGGAGGAAGAAGAUUCGUGAAUAUAACGAACUGAAUCGUUGACGCAUAGUCUUGUCCGGCCCGUUUCACAUGCGAUAACUCGAAGAUCAGGCGUAGUUUCUUGCCUCCUCAAUGCGUGUUCUCCGGUUAUGCUCAACCUACGCGCGGGAAUCUACGCACGGCAGGCUCAGACCAAGCAUUUUCACUGUGAUAGGUAGGCUGGGAGUGGCUGCUCACAGGGGUCUAGCCCAGGUAUCACAGUCGAUGCCUCCAAUUAGAGCGUGGCAGGUCUAAUUGGAGGCCCCAUUCACUCAUGCGGAUUGCCGUGGCACUGUCACGCAUCAUUACGAGGUGGAUGCAUAUGAUCAGCAAGUCUAUUCAAAUUUCAGGACACAAAACACGACUACCCACCCGUGCCAAUGCCACCGAUCGAGUGUCUAAUGACCGCUUGAUGAACUCGCCAGGACCAGAUAGCGACGUUCGAAAGGAGAAAAUCUAAGGACCGUUGGGCCAUGCCAGACAACCCUCGCAAGACCUGUAGCUUGUACUUGCGACGAGACAUACACGAUCGCGAUUGCCCGUCAGGAAUGUGAUUUCUAUCCGUUAACUGUGUGGCGUCGUUAGCCGUCCAGCGAGUCCCUAUGGAUCUGUAAGGUCCGUCCAGAGUUGAACGGCUGCUCAGGUAGCAUGAUCGUGAUGAAGUCGCUC